Molecule: messenger RNA, 2060 nt
Organism: Cyclopterus lumpus (lumpfish)
Lineage: Eukaryota; Metazoa; Chordata; Actinopteri; Perciformes; Cyclopteridae
Gene: zpcx
Product: zona pellucida protein C
Exons: 8
Coding region: 1034-2005 (323 amino acids)
Source: RefSeq, a predicted model, not a curated record
AGUUUGCAAUGGGGACAAUGGAGCUACUGCAUUUCCUCCUUCUGGGACAUUACAUUGCUGCUCAGACAGUAAUAAAGAUGCAGGAUGACACAUUUCUCCGUGAUAUUCCAGUUUUUUUUAACGGCAUCAUGCCUUUUCCCUUUGAUCGAAAUUUUGACUUCACUCCUCCGGACACCAUCUUCAGCUCGUGGCGGACUUGGAGCCCUGACUUGCACAUGCUUGCCGAUUUCCCGCCAUUCCCCAUCAUUCCCAGAGUAGAAGUGUUUUGUGACGAAUCCGAGCUAACUGUGCUGGUUGAUAAGAGCUCCAACGGUCUCGCACUCACCCGAGAGGAGAUGCAGUUGGGUGACGGCUGCUAUAGCAACAGAGAGCUGCCAAACCAAUUUGUCUUCACUUACAGUUUGGGCGAGUGUGGCACUACACCUGUGAUGCAGAAUGGCUUGGUGAUGUUCACCAACUCUCUCCACUUGUAUCUCAGAAUGCCGCCCACCACAUGGUGGCAAACCCGUCCCACAGUGUACAUCUCUUGUUUCCCGAAAAGGCCAUAUCCGAACUUCUUUGCCUCAACACCAUUGCCUGAGAAUAGCAAGACCGUGAACAUCAAAGCCAUGAACUCAUCUUGGACCGGCACUGCGGACUCUAAUAUCUAUGAAAGGGGUCAGGUUGUCAACCUUCAGAUUUCUGCCAAAACCAUGCCAGAGCAGCAGCUUUUCAUCCAGUCCUGUUUUGUCUCUGCGUCUCCUGAGCCUGACACUAGGCCCAGGCAUGCAGUCAUAAUGAAUAAAGGGUGCGCAGCCCGAUUGAGUUCCCCUCAUGCCGUCGUACACUUUGUGGCCUCUGACAGAGCGGAUGUGGUUAAUUUUAUUCUGGACACAUCUCUUCUCAUUUCUGAGGUGAGUAUGUAUCUUUAUUUAUUUUUACUUUUUUUAAAACUAUGACCUUGAUCUCCUUUCUCUUCUAGCUGUACAUCCACUGUAGUGUCCUUAUCUCAGACCAGGGUGUCAACGUUGGCUCUAAAUCCUGCAACUACAACAUGAUUCAGUCGAGAUGGGAGGAUCUCAGUGGAAAUUUGGAAGUGUGCAAGUGCUGUACGUCAAAGUGUAAAGGUCUGUCACUCAAGCACCUUCCUGAAGGGGCCAAGGCCAUCGUCAGCACCAGCCCCUUAGUUGUGGUGGACAAACUUAUAGAAGUGCGUCCCUCUGAAACGCAAGAAGCCUCCAGUGCUCCUGUUGCAGACCCCAUGCAGUCUCAACGUGUAGUGACCCAGGACACGCUUGUUUCUGGGAACGCUGCAUUAAGACCCACUCAGGUUGUGAGUCAGCAAGAUGCCACACCGUCCCUUUGGCUUCCUGGACAGGUGCAAGAUACUGAACGCAGCGAGAAGAUCGGUUCUGAGUCUAAAGAUAAUUUGACAAUGAUGUUGCAGGCAAGCGACGCCAUGUCGAAUGAGCUGCAACCUUCAACCACAGAUCAGGAGCCUCUUCUGAAUACGCCCACAAACAUGGUCAUAGAUCAAAGUGCAAAUGAACUGGGAAGUGAUGGUCAUAAGUGGGAUUUACAUUAUCUUACUCUGGUUGAUGGGUGGGCAAUUCCUCAACAAAGUGAAAAGGCAGCUUUUGCAGAGGAAUCUCAAAGAAAAAAACGCUUUGGUAGAUCUGGACUGUCUGACGCGGAGGUGCCGCAAGAUGAUGACUUCCCCCUGACGGCUAACAUGAAUGCAAAUGUCAACCAGAAUGAUUGUAACGCAUUGAGGGAGGAGCUGGCAGCGAUGCCCCAAGAAGAAGCAAAUGCCGCCCAACCUAUAGUUCGCGCAAAACUCCAGUUUGCCAAAGGCAUGGAUGGAUCGCAGACGCUGAGUUAUGAGGAAGAAGUGCUGAAACAAGAGGUUAAAGGUGUGACCAGAAGAUUUUGGCUGGAUGGGACUAAAAGAAAAGCUGAGCCCAGACAAAGAGGGCUGCAAUCUAUUUUCCUGGAUUUAUUGAGGAGGAUGGACAAAGCAGAAUAAUGUCAUCCUGAUAAGAAUAUUCUUUAAUGGCACUUCAAUAAAUGCAUGUAUUGAG